Diaporthe amygdali is the source of this 2073-nucleotide messenger RNA. RefSeq lists its product as uncharacterized. The transcript has 4 exons. Gene Ontology annotation, molecular function: long-chain fatty acid-CoA ligase activity; long-chain fatty acid transmembrane transporter activity. NCBI's taxonomy places the organism in Eukaryota, Fungi, Ascomycota, Sordariomycetes, Diaporthales, Diaporthaceae. Bases 1 to 2073 code for a protein of 690 amino acids. The record is from RefSeq and is a predicted model, not a curated record.
AUGAUCCAGAUCCAGAUCCAGUUCUUCUCCUCUAGCUCGCCUGUACUGCGUGCUGCAGACCCAUUCUACGUGGUCGUCCGCCCCGACAUCUGGGCUGUGGUGUUUUUACAAGGGGCGUUGAGUUCGUUCACUGGUGCUACCGCCCUCAGGGAGGCGGUUCAAGUCCUCAAUAUGCCUGUGCCACUAGCGGUCGCGGCCCCAGCAGCCGCCGCCGCGGCAGCAUAUAUCAAUGCGAAGGCACAGGUGUGGUACGAUUACACAAUGCUCACCUGCGUCGUGCCCGUCGCGCUGGGAAUGUUCUGGCGCGAGCGGACGGGAAGGCUGAGCUUGUUCUAUGACCUCGAAUAUUACGCAACCAGCGCCAGUACAAGGGAUAUGCCCUUCCUGCUGUUUGAGGACAAACAGUGGACCUUCAAAGAGGGGCUGGAGGAGACCUUGAGGUACGGGACUUGGUUGCGAGAGACGUUCGGGAUCAAGAAGGGCGACAUCGUGGCUAUGGACUUCCCUAAUAGCCACUUGUUUGUCUUCGUUUGGAUGGGCCUCUGGAGCAUUGGUGCCAAGCCUGCGUUUAUCAAUUACAACCUCACCGGCCAGGCGCUUGUGCAUUGCGUCCGCGCGGCGGGUACCAGCAUCAUGCUCAUUGACCCGGCAGUGGCACCUAACAUCGACGACUACGUCCGCAAAGAGCUUGCCGACGUCAGGCUCGAGUUCCUGACCCCCGAGCGUCAGAAGGAGAUCCUGGCAACGAAGCCUGUGAGAUUGCCUGACGAGGCGCGAACAGAGGAUGGGAUCGACAAGAUGGCCAUUUUGAUUUAUACAUCUGGCACGACAGGGCUGCCCAAGGCGGCCGUUGUCAGUUGGGGCAAGGUACGCGCAGCGGGAGGGUUUUCCGCGAGGCUAAUCAAGGCGAGGCCCGGCGAGAUUUUCUAUACAAGCAUGCCACUCUAUCAUUCGUCGGGUGCUCUCCUCUGCUUUGCCAAUUCGCUUCUCAUGGGCGCUACUGUCGCAUUGGGGGCCAAGUUCUCCACGCGCACCUUUUGGCGCGAGGUGAGACAGCACAGGGCCACCAUGAUCCAAUACGUUGGCGAGACACUUCGCUACCUGCUGGCAGCGCCAGCCGAGAUCGACCCGCAGACGGGGGAGAACAUGGACAAGAAGCAUACCGUACGCGUCGCGCUCGGGAACGGCCUCAGACCUGACGUGUGGAACCGUUUUAAGGAACGUUUUGGCGUGGAGUACAUUGCAGAGUUCUACGGCGCGACGGAGGGCAGCUUUGCAACGUGGAAUCUGAGCAGGAAUGACUUCAGCAUGGGCGCUGUGGGACGGAAUGGCUGGCUGUACUCGUUAUUUGUCGGCCUCGGGACGGCCAUCGUCGAGGUGGACUUCAGCACCGAUCUACCGUACCGGGACCCCAAGACGGGCCUCUGCAAGGCUUCGAAACCCGGCGACCCGGGCGAGUUCUUGUUCAAGCUGCCGGAGAAGGAGCUGGAAAAACGCUUCCAGGGGUACUACAAUGACCGGGCUGCGACAAACAAGAAGAUCCUGAGGAAUGUGUUCAAGAAGGGCGAUGCGUGGUUCCGGACAGGGGAUGUGAUGCGGUGGGACAACGAGGGCCGACUAUACUUCCACGACCGGAUCGGCGACACGUUCCGGUGGAAGGGCGAGAACGUGUCAACGGCGGAGGUGUCGCAGGUGUUGGGCCUGCUCCCGGCGGUGCACGAGGCGAACGUCUAUGGCGUUCAGCUGCCUCACCACGACGGCCGGGCGGGCUGUGUGGCGCUGAUCCUCAACGACGGCUUCGCGCACACGAAGGGUGAGGUGCUGAAGAGGCUGGCGGAACACACGCGCAAGGAGCUCCCGAGAUACGCGGCGCCCAUAUUCCUGAGGGUCACGACGCCGGGCAAGAUGGCAACCACGGGGACGAACAAGCAACAGAAGCAUGACCUGAGGGUGCAGGGGGUAGACCCGGGCAAGAUGGACGGCGAUGAGCUGUACUGGCUCGAGCAGGGUGACUAUGUCCCGUUUACAGAGGCGCACUGGGACGCACUGAAUGCUGGGCGGGUGAAGCUGUAG